This is a messenger RNA of Gregarina niphandrodes, 3066 nucleotides long. Its product is annotated as peptidase S8 family domain protein. The record is from RefSeq and is a predicted model, not a curated record. Gene Ontology annotation, biological process: proteolysis. The transcript has a single exon. Gene Ontology annotation, molecular function: serine-type endopeptidase activity. Lineage: Eukaryota; Apicomplexa; Conoidasida; Eugregarinorida; Gregarinidae. The coding region runs from base 1 to 3066 and encodes 1021 amino acids.
AUGGAAUUAGUCCCAGGUUUUCUGAAUCAGAUGCAGAAAGCACUUGUGCUUGCCGGUAUAGUAUAUGGAUGGCGUUUGGGUGACAUGAGCUUUGGAGAAUCGGUGUCACCGUCCCUGCUUGAUCCUGCCGCGAGUGACUACCUGACGGUUGAAUAUUUGAAAGGUUUGAAGAAGAAUGAGUUGGUUAACCGCAGCGACUUCGAAGGUGCUGCGGCUGACCCAAUGGAGCUCAAGUUGCGGCGAGUACGUCAUACGUCUCCUGAGUUUACUCUUUCAGUGCUACAAAAUGGCGGUGAAAUAACCCCAGCUGAAGGAUUCAAGCUUGUCGAAAAAGAACUGGAGGCCCGACGACUCGAAAUGGAAGAAAAUAAUGCACAGGCGAAUGCACAAGAACUGCUCCUUGGCCAACAAUUACCGGCAGUUAUAUUCACCCUGGCGGAAUUGCAGUUCUUGCUCGGGGUCUUCUCCAUCGAUCCACCCAAAUUAAUGUUUACUUUUAUGAAGGACUUUGGCGAACUUCACCACCUCGGAAAAUACCGAGAUAUCAGCAAGCAUUACUCACACAUUCCCCUGUACUCCAAAAUACACGACUUUAUUGUCCGCCUCAUCCGCCACCGACGGGAAACAGCAACUCCUCCAGGCUCCGACCCUCCAGGCUCCGACCCUCCAGGACCCGACCCUCCUGGCCCGGCCCCUCCAGUCCCUGACUCGGACCCUCCAGCCUCUGAACCCCAGCCAACCGCCCCGGUUGCGCCUUCCUCCGCCCCUGCGACCACACCUUCGGUCAGCGCCGUUCCCUUCGAUGCUUCAGAUAUCGUGAGCAAUAAUUCGGGACUAGACGCUCUCUACAGCGACCCCGAGCUACUGGCCCAUGAAAUAGACAUCGACGGUCUUGACCGAGAUCUACACAAGUCGCGCAGAGGACUCGAUCCUCAAAACAUCCGCGCCCUACUCAAAGUUCACGAAAUGGCCGACCGCCUGGUCCAAACCAACGACGACCCGGACGGUGAUUCUGACUCGGACGAGAUCGUCCACGCUCUUCACAUGCAACACGAUCCUAGUCAGCUAACCGCGCUGGACCCAAUCACCGAACACCAUGCCGACGACCUCGUUCCAACCACGGGUUUUUACCCCACAUGGCAAAACCUCGCCUGGCAAUAUCCUGCUUGGGAAAAUCCGACUUGGGAUAAUCCGACUUGGGAUCAGGACGUACCUUACUUCAAUCCGCAACUCGCUUCCGACGCAGCGGACGCUCCGCACCUCCCCAGUUCUCAUCGGUCCUUGUUUUCGCAAGACGUGUCUUCACAGCACCUGUCUUCGCAAGAUUUGUCUUCUUCCUCUUAUCACAUACCGACGAAUGUUACCGCACUCCCCUUCCCGUCUUCUCCCGCAGCGCCUAACAUGAACCCCGCUGUGAGCUUGUCUGCCGGUCAGGGUAUGAAUUUGCCUGUUCCAAAGGCUCUGUUCGGUGUUCCUGGGGGCACAAGUUCUUCUAGUGGGCGUUCUGAUGGAGUUGAUGUUGCGGGACUUAGUGAGGAUGGUCUUAAGAGCGGUGGUUGGUUGGGAGGUGUGGCGAUGUCUAGACACCGCCACAUCCGGCACGAGCACACUAACCAUGAGCCGAAAGAUGAGCAUGUGGAGCGUUUGAUAGACCACUUGCGAAAGCACAGCACGCUCCAUGACGGUCCGGGUGUGUACCAUGACUACAUUAACCUCUGUGACUGGGUACGGUUGCCACGGUCUUGUCAGCAGCGUCGUUUUUCGAAGACUUGUUUGGACCACACUUUGCGUCGGUGGCAGGGUCAUCCUCGCGACCUGGAGUUUCUGCCGCGGUUGGGUAUCGGUCAGGUGGCGCUACCACGGAAUCCAGUGCGAGCGUUACGGGCGAUCAUUGAGGUGGCGUGCAACCCAUGGGUGAAUGAGCUGCACGGCGACUCGAUGGUGUACGUUCCGGAUAACCGGUUGGAGCUCAAGUGGAUUAGCCGCGGGACUUCUCGGUGGGAUACGACCACCCCAAAGCCGCGUCCGGGGACGACGACUACUACGCCAGCACCGGGAGGGAACAGGUCGACGACUGCGAGCGGGGAGUGGACGUGGCACUACAACGGGCCGGGGACGGAUACGGUGUUGAGAGGAAAGAACAACCCGAAUGAUCCGGACACGAAGGCGCAGUGGCAUCUGACAGAUCUGCAGAUUGACAAGGCCUGGGACCUGACGCGCGGGUCGCGGAACAUUACUAUCAUGAUAGCGGACACGGGGGUGCAGAAGGAUCACCCGGAUUUGGAGGGCAAUUUUUGGACGAACCCAUCGCCCGGUGGCAGUGGUUUCGGGAAUGACGUCCACGGCAUCAACGCUUCAGACGACUCUGACGACUUUGACGACGACGGUGGACACGGGACACACAUGGCGGGUGUGGCGGCGGCGGUAACCAAUAAUGGCGUGGGCGUGGCGGGGAUCGGCUGGAACACGUUAUUGGUGCCUUGCAAGUUCAUUGGACCAGCGGGCGGUAGUAUGGGUCACCUGAACAAGUGUUUGGAAUAUGCCGUAGAGAAGAAGCUAGACGUCGUUUCAAUGAGCUUCGGAGGUGAUGUGGCUUUUGACGGAACGAAAACGGCUUGCCAAAAGGCGACCGAAGCGGGGAUCUUUCUGGCCGCGGCCUCUGGUGACGCCGGAAAGGACAACGACUCCUCGGGUGCUUGGCCGGCAAACCUCAGUGCCGAAAGCGACAUUGCCCUAGUCAGUGUCAAUGGCUACUGCAAGAAUCAGACACUCAUUGACUAUGGGAAUUACGGCGCCAAAAAUGUCGAAAUUGCUGCUCCCGGGGAUUACGUCUUCGCAACCGCCUGGCACACCUCAUAUGAAUACAGAGGAGGCACAUCCCCCGCCACCCCCUGUGUCGCCGGUAUCGCCGCUCUGGUUAAGGCUGCCAACCCCGCACUUACUGGCCUCCAGAUCAAAGAUAUACUCAAAACCACCAGCACGAACGUCCCCCAAUACCAGGGCAAGCUCGCAUGGGCCAGUAAACCCAACGCCCUUGCAGCAGUACAGAAAGCACAGUCCUCCUGA